AUGCCAAUUCAUGAAUUUAAAAAUUCUCGUCAUAUUUUAGAUGAAGAAGAUGAAAAUUUUGAAGAUGAACAAUUUAAACAAUUACAACUGAUUCCAAUUUAUGAUCCAUCAAUUACUAUUGAAAUUUAUGAACAAAUUUUUGAUAAUAAUGAAAUUAAAUCAAUAGUUAUUUUACCACCUCAUCUUUCAUUAUUUCAAAAUGAAUUUAUUAAUAUUGAUGCAAGAUCAAUUGGAUCAAUUAUUAUUGAAUAUCCUGAUUUAUAUCCUACUAAUUCUUUAAAUUCAACUACAACAUCAAGAAGAAUUAGAAGAGAACAAGAAAUUGAUCCUCAAUUUAAUCAAGGUGAACAAUUAUAUCGAAUAUCUAAUAAAAGAGAAAAUAUUAAUCAUAAAUAUUAUCGCGAAUUAACCAUUCCAAUUAUGUAUCUUGAAAAUGAUAUUGAAAUUGAUAAUGAAAAUGAAAAAUGUAAAGAUAAGGGUAAAAAUGAAGAUGGAAAUUUGGGAACUUCUUCUACUAUUCCUAAAGGAGUUUUAAUUAUAACUAUCCCUAAAUUAGUUAAUAUUUUCCUUAAUAAUGUAUUAGCAAGAAGAAUUACUCAAACUUUAAAUGAAUGGUUUAAAAAUUUAAAUUGGUUUGUUUUAGCUCCUGGUAGUAAUAUCAAUGAUGACAAUGACUACAAUCACAAUUACAACUUCGACUAUAACUACAACUAUAACUACAACCACAACCAAGGGAAUAACUACGAGAAUAACCUCGAGAAUAACCAGAUUGGUGAGAUGAAUGAUUUAUUUUUUGCUAAAUUACUUAUUUAUAAAUCUAUUAAUACAUUUAAUCAACAAGAUUUUGAAACAUUAAAUGGCAUUCCUGAUUUAUUACCUCCUCAUACUAUAUCUGGGAUUUCAGCAGCUAUGAUAUCUCAAUUAAGUUUAUAUCCUAAUAUUAAUACAGUUGGAUUAGUUUUAAAUUCUUUAAACGGUAGUUCAUCAUCAUCAUCAUCAUCAAAUUUUACUCGAUUUGAACUUGAAGCAAUUAUUUAUAUUGCUUAUGCAUUACGUCGUUUAUUAUGUUUAAAUAGAAAAAAUGGUGAAGAAUUUAUUGCUGGUAUUUUUAAAAGAUUACAAACUAUUGAAUCUUUAUCUAAUUCCAAUUUAAGAAUGUAUAUUUAG
Messenger RNA from Candida dubliniensis CD36, 1167 nucleotides. RefSeq lists its product as uncharacterized. Bases 1 to 1167 code for a protein of 388 amino acids. The record is from RefSeq and is a predicted model, not a curated record. The transcript has a single exon. Lineage: Eukaryota; Fungi; Ascomycota; Pichiomycetes; Serinales; Debaryomycetaceae.